This is a messenger RNA of Vicia faba (fava bean), 1953 nucleotides long. Lineage: Eukaryota; Viridiplantae; Streptophyta; Magnoliopsida; Fabales; Fabaceae. The record is from the annotation of a GenBank genome assembly.
AUGGCGAAGGGAGGACAAUGCUUGUUCGAGAAGCUUUGGAGGUGUAUCCGGACGGUUUUCUUUGUUUUUGUAUUGGUGGUGUCGCUGGUUGUUACGUCGCUUCCGGUGGUUGUUGCGGUGGUGGAUGUUCUUGUUCCGUGCGUUCUGAUCUCGAAUUUUACUUGUGUUAAUUGCUACGGUUUCAAGGAGCUUUUUCGACGUUACUCUUUCAAGAGUUCGUUGACGGAUAUUCCUCUCGUUUCACUCAUACGAUCCUUCAUCAUUAUAUGUGUUUAUUCUAUUUGUGAUGGACCUGCUCUUUCACACGGUCCUUACCUUGGAACUGUGACUCUGUGUUCUUUUUCCUCAAUUGUUCUCCUUUCAGUCAAAGCUUGUGUUUUCACUGUAAAUUCACAGAUACAAGCUGAAGCUUCAGUAGCUUCUUUAAAAAGGCAGAGACUUCAUUUGAAGAGGUCAUGGGGAAUGCCUGUUUUGUUUCUUUCGUCUGUUGUGUUUGCUCUUGGCCAUACUGUUGUUGCUUAUAGAACCAGCUGUAGAGCUCGGAGAAAGCUCUUGUUUCAUCGCGUUGACGCUGAAUCUGCCUUAUCAUGCAAAAGUGCUUUCUGCGGCUAUCCGAAGGUCCCACGUUCUCCUACUCCUUCUGGGGGCAGAACUCCAAAAAGUGACAGUGAAAUGAGGCGGAGACCUUUUGGGAAUGCUCGUGACGAAGAAUUACAGGCCAGAUUACUUGCAGACUCAGACAGCUUUUUUGUUACUUGUCAAGGACUUCCUCUUCAUUACAGGCUCAGCUUGCCUGGUUCACCUCCACAUACUUUGUCAUCAGCAUCAUGCGUUGAACCGAAUUCUAGUUACUGCACUUCAUCAAUGGCUGGAGGGUUGGAGAAAUUGGAUAGACGUUGCCUAGAUAUGUCUCCGAAGAUAGAGCCACAUCUACACAGGAGCUAUAGCAAUAAUCUCAAGGGAUCAUCUCUAUACGCCCCUCUAUUAGUUAGUACUACAACUUCAGUUUUUUCUGAAGAUAUUCCUAUUUUUCAUCUAGAUGGUAUUUGUGAAGAGGAAACUAGUAAAUUGGAUUCUUUAUCUCCGGGGCAAAGUAUUAGCCAAUUAGGUGUUGUUUUAAUACAUGGGUUUGGUGGAGGAGUUUUCUCUUGGAGGCAUGUUAUGGGGUCUCUAGCUCGUGAGAUUAAUUGCACUGUUGCUGCAUUCGAUCGCCCUGGUUGGGGAUUAAGUUCAAGACCGCGUCGGGAGGACUGGGAAGAAAAGGAUUUGCCUAAUCCUUAUAAACUUGAAACUCAGAUUGAUUUGCUUUUAUCAUUCUGUUCUGAGAUUGGAUUUUCGUCAGUGGUAUUAAUUGGUCACGAUGAUGGAGGAUUGCUUGCUCUUAUGGCUGCACAAAGAGUUCAAACAUCAAUGAAUUAUCGUAACGUAACUAUCAAAGGGGUUGUGUUGCUAAAUGUUAGCUUGUCAAGGGAAGUGGUUCCUUCCUUUGCAAGAAUCCUCUUGCAUACCUCACUUGGGAAGAAGCAUAUGGUUCGUCCUCUACUAAGGAUGGAAAUCACUCAAGUGGUGAAUCGGCGUGCUUGGUAUGAUGCUACCAAAUUGACUUCAGAAGUUUUGGAUCUCUAUAAGGCUCCACUAUCUGUUGAAGGAUGGGAUGAAGCUGUUCAUGAGAUUGGUAAAUUGUCAUCUGAAACCAUCCUUUCAGCAAAAAAUGCAGAAUCAUUGCUACAAGCUGUAGAAGACAUUCCGGUGUUAGUUAUUGCAGGAGCUGAAGAUUCUCUCGUCUCUUUGAAAUCUUGUCAAGCUAUGGCCUCAAAACUUGAAAAUUCUAGACUAGUUGCAAUAUCUGGAUGUGGUCAUUUACCUCAUGAAGAAUGUCCAAAGGCUUUGCUUGCAGCUAUAUCACCCUUCGUUAAUAGACUCCUGUCAGCAUUUGACUCUCAGAGCCAAUAA